Messenger RNA from Bombina bombina (fire-bellied toad), 4910 nucleotides. RefSeq names its product mesoderm specific transcript (gene MEST). The record is from RefSeq and is a predicted model, not a curated record. The transcript has 12 exons. Gene Ontology annotation, molecular function: catalytic activity. The coding region runs from base 158 to 1138 and encodes 326 amino acids. Lineage: Eukaryota; Metazoa; Chordata; Amphibia; Anura; Bombinatoridae.
AUUUUUGCCGAGGAGCCGAAGUCCCGGAUUUCUAGUGGGGAUUGGGGAACCAUUUAUGAUACAAGACCGGUGCUGAGGACGCGCUCACAGCUGUCAGGAGAAUAUUUUCAUGCACGCGCGUUUGUGAAGCUGUGUGAUAUGGGCACGUGACGGCAGGAUGAAGGAAUGGUGGUUUCAGGUAGGGCUGCUGACUGUGCCUCUCCUUGCUGUGUACUUGCAUAUCCCUCCUCCGGACCUCUCCUCAGCUCUUUACACAUGGAAGUCAACAGGGGAGUUCUUCACCUUCCGAGGACAACGCAUCUUUUACAAGGAUUCUUGGGGGGCAGUCGGCAGCUCAGAUGUGGUCGUACUGUUGCACGGCUUUCCUACCUCAAGUUAUGACUGGUACAAGAUCUGGGAAGGGCUGACUCAGAGAUUUCAUCGUGUUAUCGCUCUGGAUUUCAUUGGCUUUGGGUUCAGCGACAAACCACGGUUCCAUCGGUACUCGAUCCUUGAGCAGGCCAGCAUUGUUGAGGCGCUACUCACUCACCUGGGUCUGGGAGAUCACAAAGUCAACCUCCUUUCUCACAAUUAUGGAGACACAGUCGCUCAGGAGCUGCUGCACAGGUUCGGGCACAGAAGAACAGGACAUAUAAAUAUAAACAGCUUGUGUCUUUCUAAUGGAGGUAUCUUCCCAGAGACUCAUCACCCCAGGUUUGUUCAGAAGCUGUUAAAAGACAGUGGUCUGUUCUCACCCAUCCUCACAAGACUAAUGAAUUUCUAUUUCUUCAGCAAAGGAAUCAGUGAGGUAUUUGGUCCGUACACGCAGCCUUCAGAUGCAGAAUACUGGGAUAUGUGGACAGGUCUGAGACACAACGAUGGGAACCUGGUGGUAGACAGUAUUUUGCAGUAUAUAAACCAGCGCAGGAAGCACAGAGACCGAUGGGUGGGAGCACUGACGAAUGCGACUGUCCCUUUGCAUCUGAUUUAUGGACCCCUGGAUCCAGUUAACCCUCACCCCGAGUUCCUGGAACUAUACAAGAAACUGAUCCCCAAAUCCACAUACUUUGUUUUGGAUGAUCACAUUAGUCAUUACCCCCAGCUGGAGGACCCCACGGGUUUCCUGAAUGCCUAUCUGAACUUCAUCAAUUCCUUUUGAGCCAUGACACCAUUUAACCAGCCUGAUUGCCACCCCUUAACGUUCACUGGGGUUAAAUGUGAAACCGAGCAAUAAGGCACUCAGUGAGCGGCUACAGAACGCUACUUACAGCCGUGUUCUAUCUCAGGGAUGACUCUACCUGCUCUAAUGCUGUCUGUUCCUGAGUAUUAUUUCUCCAUGUUAUGGGCUUGUUGGUUGUGUACUGAUGUGUGAGCACAAUGUCUUCCAAAUGCUACAACUGCAUGAUCCUCCUUGCAGACCAGAGACUCUAAAAAUCAUUUAGCACAUCAGCGAGGUGUGGAGCUGAGCAUCGCAAAGUAAAAGCUGCCCUCUGCAAUAACAACAACAUAUACAAAGUGUAUGUGGACCUAAGAGUAGUUCUCACAAUCGUAGAACAAAUAACAAUAUUACCGUCUAACAGUGGUUCCGUUUGCAAAUCAUCUCUAUAACAGGCUCUGCUCUGUACAUUGAGUCUGAACGUGCACCUUCAUUCUAAAAGCCAUGUUUUUAAAUACGUUUUGCUACAAUUUUGUGACAAUACAUAAGACCUUCAACACUCGCCUCUUACAGUAUUUUAUAUAUGCAAUUUUUUUUUUAAAUAAACAGAUAAUCUAAAUGAAUCUUUAAACAAUGUUUAACUGGUUAAGGCCAAAUAGAACUACAGCAAUAUGUUGCACUUUUGGGGUAAGAACCCCAAGAAUACAGGGCUAUAGCACGUUAAUAACAUGAUAAACAGUCCGAGUGUCAGUGUUAGCAGAUUUGCAGAAUAUUGGAUUCGGCAUUCCUGAAAACUGAUGUGAUACAAGGUCUUAUGCCAGCUUGAUUUGAUAUAAAGGCUGUUUUUGGAGGUCUAUAAAUGACUUUUUUGGACAUCAACUGGCAAAUUAUAUACAUCUGUUUUUUAGAAACACUAAUCUCACAUUGUCGUUGUGUAGUUAUUCACUUCAGUCGGUGGUCUGAAGAUUAAUCAGCAAUUAGUAAUUAUGUAUCAAAUGAUUUACUAAUUAUUAUACACAAUCUCACCACACCAUGUGGUUUAUUUGUAAAAUGGGUUGUAAUUUCCUUGUGUUCAGUGUUAGUGCCUGAUACAAACUGACUGGGGCAUAUGUGUAAUGGGGUAAAAGAGGGAAUAUUACCAGGCUGUGAAAUAAAGGGCAGAAGAACAGCUUUAGUAACACUAUUCUGGACUCUGGAUAAAGCUUUGGAACUAAGAAUCAGCAACAAACUAUGAGCACUCCUCUGGAUAAACUAAAAUCACAAACAAGCACCAAACUACGCAAGUUUGUCAUAAAAAGCCACCAACACGAACAAGAGACUCAAUCACAAAACUGUUGAACAUGACACUCCAGCUUCAAAGCAAAAAACAAAACCUGAGAUGUGACACAACUGAGAACGAUGAAUAUAGAAUGGAUGCAGCGUUAUGUAGAACCUAGCAUGUGGCGCAGAUGGGCGCAUGGAGUCAGGCAGAGGGCAUAGCUGACCAUGGGAGCAGUGGGGCGAGGGUUAAGAUUAGGGAGUUGCUGGAUGUGACCAAUCUCAAACACUCAGCAGUUCUGUUUGGUGCUCCAGUGCCUGCAGCCAUGGGGGAUAUAAGAUCACUUUAUUUGAGUGAGCAGCAAAAGGUUAAGCACUCGCCUUCUGCAGCUUUGUUUUUCUACUGCACACCAGGCAAGGAAGAAGAGGAGUCUGGGAAGGAAACUGGUAGGGAAAUAGCAAUACCCUUUAAAUCCGAUACCACUGUGCACCUGUUAGCUAGCAAUACAAAUCAUCACCAUGUAACUUCAUUGUAACGUGUUGUAGUUUGGAACAAUGUCACUAUGCUGGAAAAAGAAGAAUAUAAAGAGUUUACACAGGACCCCAUCAUAUAGAGACGAUAUGGGCUGUACCUAAUGCUGUUGUAAUGAAACACAACUUCACUUUUUACAUUUAAAGAAAUCAUUUACUUGGCCAGUAUUGGAGUGGUGGCUAAUGCCAGGCAGAGAGUUCUUUGUAUAAAAUGCCAAGUGCAGUGCCCACAGAGCACUGAUCCCAAACCAAGCUACCAUCUGCAGUACCCCAUGACGUGUGUGUGCAGCAUGCUUAUUUCAUGAUUCAGUUAGAGUAUAUUAUUUUAAACAAAUCAUUACUUCUAGUAUCUAAUUGUCUUUGUUCUCUUGCUAUCCUUUGUUGAAAAGAAUACCUAGGUAGGCUCAGGAGCAACAAUACUGGGUGCUAGCUGCUCAUUGGUGGCUGCACAUAUAUACCUCUUCUCAUUGGUUCAGCUGAUGUGUUCAGCUAGCUACAUGUAGUGCAGUACUGCUCCUUCAACAAAGGAUACAAUGAGAACAAAUCAAUAAUAGAAGUAAAUUGGGAAGUUUUUUUUACAAUUGUAUGUUCUAUCUGAAUCCCGAAAUACAUUUUGUUUUGGUUUUAUAUCCCUUUAAAGGGACAGUACAUUAUAUAACAUUCUAUCAUGGAUAUGAAAGAGUAUUAUUUUAACAUGUUAAAAAAGGGUUAAGUUAAAGUUGUUUUGAUUUUAAAGCUAACAGAGGGCAUAUUUGUGUACAGCUAAUCCUUAAGGACUGAUUGCCUAUUGGCUUAAACCAGAACUCCCACCUCUAUUUGUUGGACAGCCACAAGCGUAACAAUAUAAAAUGUUUCUCAGUAUUGGAGCAUCAAUUUACAGAAAAAAAUGAAUAAAAACCCUAUUUUAGAUUCAAUAAAUACUAAAAAAAUUACUUUUUAAUAAGAAUCAUCAGGCACUGGUUUUCAAACCUGUUCUCAGGCCUCCCUAACAGGACAGGUUUUCAGGAUUACUUUGGGUGAGAGGCGGUAAAAUAACCUUGUUUACUAAUCAGCUGAUUAUUUCAACUGUGCUCUAGUUUAGAUAUCCUCAAAACCUGGCCUGUUAGGGAGGUCUGAGCAGAGGUUUGUAAACCAGUGGGCUCGGGCAUUUAAUUCUGCAAUAAAGGAGUAAUUACAACGGCAACGAGUAUAAAUCUUCAUUCUAUUCAAACUGACGAUUAGAUUCUCCUGAAUCAGUGCAUUGUCAGGGUCAUAUGGUCAUUCUAGUAAAUCACUGAAGAAUGAGCAAAUCUAUUUACUCUGUCCAAAUAAAUCUCACCAGUUUUAUUUGUUAUCUUUAGAUCAGCUAAAAUUCAGAUUAACACAAACGUAAAAUGGUUCAAUAAAACAUAUUUUGAAAAACAACAAAAUGUUGUGCUUUAGGGGUUUCUUCUUGAUUUGACAGUUAAAGGGACAUUCUGGUCAAAAUGUAAAUGCACAUGAAUUACAUCUUUGAAUAUAAACUUAUUUGCAAUAUAAAUGUCUGGCAAAUGCUUAUAGUAAAAGUCAUCACUGUUUUAGUGUUAGCAUUUUUCUUUGCACAUGCAUGUGAAGCAUAGCUAGAUAUUCUCAGUGCACCAGCAUUUUAAGUACUGCAGAUGCUCAGAGAACCAGUGGGGCUUUUAUCAUGUCAGCAAUUAAGUCAUUGCCAAAUCGUGCAAGCACCUUAGGCUCUCUCAGCAAGUGCUGUGUUUAAAAUGCUGGUGCACGGUGCAUACUUAAAUACACUUUUGAAACGGCUAUAGCUUUUAUUAGAAGCAUUUUAGCUAAUACAUUUAUAUUACAAAAGGGCUUCUAUUCAAAACUGAAAUGCAUACAUGCGGAUUCUAAUUCUGGCUGGAAUGUCCCUUUAAUUCACAACCCACAGUGAUUGAUUGAAAUACUAUUUCUGUAUUGUUGGCCUUAUUGAAGUGUUGUUCUUACAGGAAUUAAAGGAUUUGUGACGUGG